AUUUUAUAAUAUAAUCAGGAACUUAAAUUGUAGUUUUAAAGAUGGGUAAAAUGAUUCUAGAGUAUUUGGAAGGAAAUCGAAUUUAUGUAUGUAAAAAAUGCCAUAUACAUUUAUCAAAUUAUGAGAGUAGAAUAUCGAAGGUAUGAUAAAAAAUUUGAUUCUAGAAUUUUAGAGGUGGAAGUGGUUAAGCUUUUUUAUUAGAUAGAGGGUAGUUUAUUUGAUUAUAAAGAAUAAAUUAUCAUCUUGGUCAGCUAGAAGAUAAAGAUUUGAUGACAGGAAAGCAUACGAUUUAAAAUUUGAGUUGUAAUGGUUGUAAUCAAGUAAUUGGAUGGAAAUAUGUAUAAUAAUGGAAUUAAUAAAUUGAUUAGGUUAAAGCAUAUAGAGAGAGUGAGAAAUAUAAGGAGGGAAAGAUAAUAAUAGAAAGAAAUUUCUUAAAAAGAAUAAAAUGGAACUGAAUCUAUUAAAAUAUUAUAAAUAAUGAUAAUAGUUCUAAAAGAUCUGUUGUAUGAAUAAGUGAUUUAGAG
Molecule: messenger RNA, 524 nt
Organism: Paramecium sonneborni
Lineage: Eukaryota; Ciliophora; Oligohymenophorea; Peniculida; Parameciidae
Source: the annotation of a GenBank genome assembly